Molecule: messenger RNA, 3667 nt
Organism: Dipodomys spectabilis (banner-tailed kangaroo rat)
Lineage: Eukaryota; Metazoa; Chordata; Mammalia; Rodentia; Heteromyidae
Gene: Enox2
Product: ecto-NOX disulfide-thiol exchanger 2
Exons: 17
Coding region: 326-2482 (718 amino acids)
Biological process (GO): ultradian rhythm
Cellular component (GO): external side of plasma membrane; plasma membrane
Molecular function (GO): protein-disulfide reductase activity; RNA binding
Source: RefSeq, a predicted model, not a curated record
GCCGCAGCGGCCACGGUGUGGUAGAGAGUUCAGCCUCCGGCCCCUGUCAGGCCUAGGCGGGUUAGUGAGAGUUGUGAAGUUGAGAAGACUUUUGUGUAAAGUGGGGCGCCACGAAGUCACUCUGAGUCCAGGAGCUGCCGCAUCGGCCCGGUUGUCCGCGGCUGAUUAAGGAUUAGCGCUUCCGUAGCCGGGGAGCUGGAGGAGAACCUGAUUUGAGAUCAAUUCUUGGAGAAUACAAAGAAGUGUGGUGGUACAGCUGCCAGAGGAAUAAGAAACUAUCCUUGUUCAACCCUGACUGAACCACAUACGACUUGAAGAAUAGAAAAUGGCUUUUGCCAUUUUAUAUGGUGUUGCAGUGACUAGUAAAGUGGCCACACUUCAUACAGCAUUUGAAGAGGGAUUGAACCAGCUACCCUUUGACCCUGCCAACAACAACGAGCCCCUGCAGUUUGGUAGUGCCAGUGGCCCUCUGGUCACAGAAGGCCUCAUUGAGAAUGGAGGGGAAUCAAGCAAGAAAAGAAAGAGAACAAAUACUCCUUCAGCUGAUAAUAGUAGAACUCUGAAUGUAGAUUCCACUGCAAUGGCGCUACCUAUGUCUGAUCCAACUGCAUGGGCCACAGCAAUGAAUAAUCUUGGAAUGGCACCGCUGGGAAUUGCUGGACAACCAAUUUUACCUGACUUUGAUCCUGCCCUUGGAAUGAUGACUGGAAUUCCACCAAUAACUCCAAUGAUGCCUGGUUUGGGAAUAGUACCUCCACCAAUCCCACCAGAUAUGCCAGUAGUAAAGGAGAUCAUACACUGCAAAAGCUGCACACUCUUCCCUCCCAACCCAAAUCUUCCACCUCCUGCUACCAGAGAAAGACCACCAGGAUGCAAAACAGUAUUUGUGGGUGGCCUGCCUGAAAAUGGGACAGAGCAGAUCAUUGUGGAAGUAUUUGAACAGUGUGGAGAGAUCAUUGCUAUUCGAAAGAGCAAAAAGAACUUCUGUCACAUUCGCUUUGCUGAAGAGUACAUGGUGGAUAAAGCCCUUUAUCUGUCUGGUUACCGAAUUCGCUUGGGCUCUAGUACUGACAAGAAGGACACAGGGCGGCUCCAUGUUGAUUUUGCACAGGCUCGGGAUGACCUGUAUGAGUGGGAGUGUAAACAGCGUAUGCUAGCAAGAGAAGAGCGCCACCGCAGACGGAUGGAAGAAGAAAGGCUGCGCCCACCAUCUCCUCCCCCAGUGGUUCAUUACUCAGAUCACGAAUGUAGCAUUGUUGCUGAAAAACUAAAAGAUGAUUCCAAGUUCUCAGAAGCUGUGCAAACCUUGCUCACCUGGAUAGAGCGAGGGGAGGUGAACCGACGCAGUGCCAACAACUUCUACUCCAUGAUCCAGUCAGCGAACAGCCAUGUCCGCCGCCUAGUAAAUGAGAAAGCUGCCCAUGAGAAAGACAUGGAAGAAGCAAAAGAGAAGUUCAAGCAGGCCCUUUCUGGAAUUCUCAUUCAGUUUGAGCAGAUAGUGGCUGUGUACCAUUCCGCCUCCAAACAGAAGGCAUGGGACCACUUUACAAAAGCCCAGCGUAAAAACAUCAGUGUUUGGUGCAAACAAGCUGAGGAAAUUCGCAACAUUCAUAAUGAUGAAUUAAUGGGAAUCAGGCGAGAAGAAGAAAUGGAAAUGUCUGAUGAUGAAAUAGAAGAAACAACAGAAGCAAAAGAAACAGAAGAAUCAGCAUUAGUGUCGCAGGCAGAGGCUCUGAAGGAAGAAAAUGACAGCCUCCGUUGGCAGCUUGAUGCUUAUCGGAAUGAGGUAGAACUCCUCAAGCAAGAACAAGGCAAAGCCCACCGAGAAGAUGACCCAAACAAGGAACAGCAGCUAAAACUCCUACAACAAGCCCUACAAGGAAUGCAACAGCACCUACUAAAAGUUCAGGAGGAAUACAAAAGGAAAGAAGCUGAACUUGACAAAAUCAAAGAUGACAAGUUACAGGUGGAAAAAAUGUUAGAAAAUCUUAAAGAAAAGAGACAGCUUCUGGGAAGCUUUGAAGACAUCUAUAAAGAAAAUGGAAGGAAUUCUGUCCCUACUGAGGGCUUGUGGAAGGAAAGAAGUGAUGAAGCAUCUGAGUCAGCCAUGAUCUGCCCCACAAGAAGCACUUCCCCAGCAUUUUCUUUUACAACAGAAAACUGUGCUCCUCGACUGUGUGCAUCAAACCAGGAAAAUGACUACCCUCUUGAGAAGACGAUGAAUGGCAGUCCUAUCAAAUCUGAACGUGAAGCACUGCUAGUGGGAAUUAUCUCCACCUUCCUCCAUGUUCACCCAUUUGGAGCAAGCAUUGAAUAUAUCUGUUCCUACUUGCACCGUCUUGAUAAUAAGAUCUGCACCAGUGAUGUGGAAUGUCUCAUGAGCAGACUCCAGCAUACCUUCAAGCAAGAAAUGACUGGAGUUGGAGCCAGCCUGGAGAAAAGAUGGAAGUUCUGUGGCUUUGAGGGCUUGAAACUAACCUGAAUCUCUUUGCCUAACAAUUUAGGAUCCUGAAAGUAAACAUGUUGGACAAAGCUUAGAAAGUGAUUUGUAUUUUCAAUGGGUUUCAAUUGGGAGUUGCUUUAAAUUUCAUUCCUGUAAUAUCUUUUGAGUUAAAAUAAGGAUCCUAGAACAGCACCUCGAGCUACAGGCCCUAAAAAGAAAUUGCUUCAAACCUCAAGUGCUGUGUAACGUCCUCCCCCUUUUCUGGCAAUUGGUUGUCUUUUCUUAUUAGUACUAUUGAAAAAGUCCUGAGGCUAAGAAGUGUUUGGAGUGUUUUGGUGUCUGUACUACUGUUGUGACCCCUGAUAUUUUUUUAACCACUGUAAACAGAAAUGUUUUGAUGAUUCCUUUGUGACUUGUUUUUCCAAACCUCUCUUCACAUUAAUGUUGCUACUAGUGAAAGAGAUGAUUGGAGUGCUACUCUGUGUAACUGUCAUUGUCUUUCCAGUCCCCGAUAGACCAAUAAAUGAAACCCCCAUCAGUGUCCUCUAGAAGGUGCUUGACCAAUUCGCCUUUGAAAUGACAAAGCAUGGUCUGUGGCUUUUUGCAAAACUAUUAUGAACCAAAAGUUGACAAAUGUUCCAAAGUUAUUUUCUCUAAUAGUUAUUUCUGAGUAAAAAGUCUAUUUCAGAAUGUUAAAAAGGAAAUCUAGCUAUAUUCACAAAAAGCUAGUAACCAGUAUGACUAGCAUAUCCAUGCUACUCAGAAUCACUUGUAAAUAGUCGGCUUUUAAAGGAGGGCAUGCUUAGUUUUCUAUGAAGUAAAAUGUGCUCAUGUGUGAGUGUGUGCACAUGCACACACAUAUUAGCAGAAGGGAUUUAUUUUAAUAUCCCCCCCACCCAGCCUUCUUACAGUCUAUUGGUCCCUUUUCCUCUGCUCUCAAUGUUGAACUGAAAACUGUACUACUGUAAAUACUGUGUUUAUGCUAAAUGUAAAGAGUUGAUAUAAGUCGUACUGAACAAAUGAAUAGAUAAUGGGACAUGGAUAUGUGAGGCCUCCUAUAACUAGGUCAGGUCCAACUGCAGUGCUGACUCCUGGGUACAGUUCUAGUUCUGUGGUACCCACGAGCAUAUAGCAGUGCUGGAGUAUAUGUGGACCAUUCAGAAAGAUGAAAGGAAAGGGAAGGAGAAAGAAAGGGGAAGGGGAAAGAAAAGAAGGAAAGAGGAA